Messenger RNA from Daldinia decipiens, 897 nucleotides. RefSeq names its product H/ACA ribonucleoprotein complex subunit 1. NCBI's taxonomy places the organism in Eukaryota, Fungi, Ascomycota, Sordariomycetes, Xylariales, Hypoxylaceae. Gene Ontology annotation, molecular function: box H/ACA snoRNA binding. The record is from RefSeq and is a predicted model, not a curated record. The coding region runs from base 105 to 707 and encodes 200 amino acids. The transcript has a single exon. Gene Ontology annotation, cellular component: box H/ACA snoRNP complex. Gene Ontology annotation, biological process: ribosome biogenesis; snoRNA guided rRNA pseudouridine synthesis.
CGCGGAGGAGGUGGUCGAGGCGGUACGUGAAUGAUUUUAUUCUUCUCGCAGCUCUUAUUUCUACGCUUUAGGAUCUCCCCAAAUCCCCCCAACCCCUAAAUAUAAUGCGCGUAAGACUAAUAAUACACAUAUAUAUAUCAGGCCGCGGCGGCUUCGGACAGCGAGACUUCGGCCCGCCGGACCAGAUCCUCGAGAUGGGCAGCUUCCUGCACGCGUGCGAGGGGGAGAUGGUGUGCGAGAGCAUCAACCCCAAGGUGCCGCACUUCAACGCGCAGAUCUUCCUCGAGAACAAGACGGCCGUCGGCAAGGUCGACGAGGUCCUCGGCCCCAUCAACCAGGUCUACUUCACCAUCAAGCCCACCGAGGGCAUCCAGGCUGCCUCCUUCAAGCCCGGCGACAAGUUCUUCAUCGGCUCCGAGAAGCUCCUCCCCCUGGAAAAGUUCCUCCCCAGGCCGAAGCCCCCGCCCGGCGCGCCAAAGGUCAAGAAACCUAGCCGAGGCGGUGGCCGUGGCGGGUUCGGCGGCGGUGGACGCGGCGGAUUUGGCGGCGGGAGAGGGGGCCCCUCGAGAGGUGGGCGCGGUGGCUUUGGCGGUAGCGGCUUCGGAGGCGGCCGGGGAGGCGGUGGUAGUCGCGGAGGUAGCGGUGGAUUCAGCCGGGGUGGCGGCGGUAGGGGACGGGGCGGUUUCAGCCGAGGAGGUCGAUUCUAAAAGCUGGGAGCGAGAAUAUAUGUGUAUACCCCGCUUCCCUCCGAUUUUGUUCUCCCGUCGGUCCCGUGGUAGUAGUAGUGGUGGUGGUGGGCCCGCCCAUUCAAAUGUUCUCUCACGUGGUACGGGAAUGGCGUUGCGAGGAAAGUUCUGAUUCAUUUUUAAAAAAUGUCUUUUUUUUUUUUUUUUUUUU